CCAAUGCACAGAGCAGCCUACCUCCGUUUGCCUGUGCUGCAGAGGGAAUAUUGAACGCAUUCAUUUUAUUUGCCCCAUUGGGAGCAUCAUUUCUAAAAUAGCCUACAAAACUCUUAUACAGAGAAACAGAAGUUAGGCUAUAUUUUUUUGGAAAUAAUCGUCGGCCUAAUGGGUCCACUGAGGAACAGCAACACAACUGAAAGAUUUUUCCUGGACGCAGAUCUUGGAGGAAAGUAACUGCUGAAUUCGGCUAUAGGUUUUUAUCGACUAUUUCGUCUCUAUGUGAUGUGUUUCAUGUGCCUCCGCGCAACGGUGAGGUAGACUUAUUGUCAAUUCCGUGGCUACAUGGGAGUUGUACACAACAAAUAGCCGGUAAUUUAGGCUAUUUUGUGGAUGCAGCGGAUUUUUUCGCAAGUGGAAGUCCGCGGGUGUUUGGAUUAUUUACACAGAGAUGCUACUGCUACCCAUGUUUUUGUUUUUAUCUCAGGCUGGAGCGGCACCCUCUCUGACCGCGGAACAGAUGGACAUGGGGGUGGAUUGGCUGAGUAAGUUUGGGUACCUCCCACCCCCUGACCCGGUGACUGGACAGCUGCAGACCAAGGAGGCGCUGACCAAAGCCAUCAAAGCCAUGCAGAAGUUCGGAGGACUUGAAGAGACUGGGGUGCUAGAUAUAGCCACCCUGGGUUUGAUGAAGACACCAAGAUGUUCCCUCCCGGACCUGUCUGAUACGGAGAUGGCAGUGGGCCGCAAGAGACGAGCCCUGACACCGCAGAACAAGUGGACCAAGAGACACCUCUCCUGGAGGAUACGGACGUACCCGAAAGAGUCUUCCCUGUUGGGCCGAGACACCGUACGAGCCCUCAUGUACUACGCCCUCAAAGUCUGGAGUGACAUUUCGCCCCUCAACUUCCAUGAAGUAGCGGGCAACGAUGCAGACAUACAGAUCGACUUUACCAAGGCUGACCACAACGACGGAUACCCCUUUGAUGGACCAGGGGGCACCGUGGCCCAUGCCUUCUUCCCUGGUGAGAGGUUCACGGCAGGGGACACACACUUUGAUGAUGAUGAGGCCUGGACAUUCAGAUCUCCAGAAUCUCAUGGGAUGGAUUUGUUUGCGGUGGCAGUGCAUGAGUUUGGUCAUGCUAUUGGCCUGGCCCAUACGUCAGCCAUUGAGUCCAUCAUGAGACCAUACUACCAGGGCCCUGUGGGGGACCCACUGAAGUACAACCUCCCUUAUGAGGACAAGGUCCGUGUCUGGCAGCUCUACGGGGUGAGAGAUUCAGUGUCUCAUACAGUGCGGCCAGAUGACCCCUCCCAGACAGCUGAUUCACCUGUACUACUGGACCUGCCAGAGAACAGAUCUACAGUCCAGCCAGCGCGAGAUUCCCCUGACAGGUGCACCAGUCACUUUGAUGCAGUGGCCCAUAUUCGCGGGGAGGCUUUCUUUUUCAAAGGGAAGUACUUUUGGCGUCUGACACGAGAGAAGCACCUUGUGUCUCUGCAUCCGGCACAGAUUCACAGAUUCUGGAGAGGCCUGCCCAUCAACCUGGACAGUGUGGAUGCUGUCUACGAGAGACCUGGAGACCACAAGAUUAUCUUCUUCAAAGGACUUCAGUAUUGGAUAUUCAAGGACACCAAUGUGGAAGAGGGUUAUCCUCGGCCAAUCAGUGACUUUGGUCUGCCAAUGGAAGGCGUGGACGCCGCCUUUGUGUGGCUCCACAAUGACAAGACCUACUUUUUCAAAGAUAACCACUACUGGCGCUAUGACGACCAUCUAAGGCGUAUGGAUUUGGGAUAUCCCAAAGACAGCACACUGUGGAAGGGGGUCCCAGCCCAACUAGAUGACGUUAUGCGAUGGUCUGAUGGCAGCUCAUACUUUUUCAAGGGGAAGGAAUACUGGCGUGUGGUGGGCAGUGAUAUGGAAGUGGAGGCUGGGUACCCAAGGUCCAUAGGAAAGGACUGGCUGUUGUGUUCAGAGAUGCAGUCGGACUCCCCGGCCACAGACACCAACAACACAGCCGAAACGCGGCUGCAUGGCCAACACCACGCCGACCACGCCAAAGAGGGAGAGGUGUGCUCCUGUACCUCCGACUCCGCCUCGCCCCUGGGAGCCCGAUCCUCUCGCUCCCCGCUUGGGCUUCUCUUGACUUUCUCUGUUGUAGUGUCCUACAUCAAUCUAUGAUGUAAGCAGAGGGGAGCAGCCUCAGUCUGUGAUAGGAAGUACAGCAGCAGAUCUCCAGAGAACAAGGGAGUGGUUGAAAGGGCUUUUGGCCUGGGUACUGCCAGACCAGCUACACCGUUGAAUCAAAACGAUGACUGGAUGUAUUUGUUGUUAUUGUUAUAUAAUUAUCCUAAUUGAUAUCCUUAUUGGUAUUUUUUUUUUUUUUUGUGUUUUGUUAUUUAUUAUACAAUAUGUUUCUUAAUGGAUCAAUGUGUUUUCAAAAUAUUUAUGUUUAAAUAACUGCCCAAUGUUUCCCGAUUUCUAUGAAAUAUUACCUGUAAUUAAUCAUAAUAUGAAAUAAUUUUCUUUCCCUGAAAUUGUUUUGGUAAUUACAAAUGUUAAAACCAGCUUUAAUGUGUUAGAAUGGUGUAGGUGUAUAAUGCCAUUAAAACAGUUACAUGAUUAGACCACAUCCUCUAUGAGGAAAAAAAAAAGGUAACAGUUUGUUUGAGAUAUAGGUUUUAGUUUUUUGGUGGGGUUUUUUUUGGGGGGGGGGGUUCCAACUUAAAUUCUUUGCUUUUAAAAGUGAGGUUUUCACUGGACAGUUAUUUAAAACAUAUAUACUGGAUGGGAUAUAAUAAUGUAGAAUUGGGAAAACAUGACAAUAACGGAAAUAGUUUAUCAAUGUAAAGAUAAUAAUAACAAGUUUAUGAAAGAGAAUCUUUUGUGAAUGAGCGGUCUAGCUGGAGAAUUGGUACACUGGGAUGCCGCGUGCCCUAUCGCCUUGUCCUGCAAUCACUAUAAGUGCUUUAAAAAUCUUCAAACACA
Molecule: messenger RNA, 2989 nt
Organism: Esox lucius (northern pike)
Lineage: Eukaryota; Metazoa; Chordata; Actinopteri; Esociformes; Esocidae
Gene: mmp17a
Product: matrix metallopeptidase 17a
Exons: 10
Coding region: 452-2182 (576 amino acids)
Biological process (GO): extracellular matrix organization; collagen catabolic process; proteolysis
Cellular component (GO): extracellular matrix
Molecular function (GO): zinc ion binding; metalloendopeptidase activity
Source: RefSeq, a predicted model, not a curated record